UAACCUCACCCUCCUCUUCCCCUCCUUCUUCUGUUUCCUCUCUCGGCACACCACAACUUGAACGACGGUACGUAUAGCAGCACAUCUUAUCCCCAUACUCUGAUACAUCUCUUCUCUUGGCUGCCAUUGAGCAAUAUUGCCGAUUCGGGAAUCACGAGUGUCGAUGAGAUACCGGGUUUUGGUGUUUUGAUGUCUGUCUCGCCGACCUGAGUACUGACAACAAACCACAACACAAGCAGUUUUUUUAUUGACCAAGAAGAUGCCACCCUCUGCCUUGUAAGUACUGCCUUCUUUCCUGAUCCCUUUCCUGCCUAGGGACUGCCAAUCCCUGGGUCUAUUUCCCCGUGACGACGAAAAAGAGGUGGAGUUUAGUGCGAUACGAGAUGUGCCUAUGAGAAAGCAACGACGCUUUGCCGGAUAGUCUCCUUGAAAGAAUCGACCACGAACUAUCGCAAUAUGUCGAGAUCCUCCUGGGCAAGAGGACGUAAACUGCACCCUGCGAUCGAUCGGUUUCGUAUACGCCACCCAGAAGCAGCCCGUAUCCUUCCUCCUGAGCAUGAGGGUAUAAACUGCUUCCGUCUUUCGACACCUACUCCGCUGCUUCUUGAAACGGUGUUCCUCGUCAUAAAUCGCACGCCAUAUCAAGCAUCGAACUUCCCAACGGCAGUCAACUAUGUCCAGUCGAGUACUCAAAAGACCCCCGGAGUCAUUAUCUCAAAUUGGGAUCCGGCGGUUGAAGGCAGACUUUCGAUUUGGCAGAAGUAA
Periconia digitata is the source of this 765-nucleotide messenger RNA. Lineage: Eukaryota; Fungi; Ascomycota; Dothideomycetes; Pleosporales; Periconiaceae. The record is from the annotation of a GenBank genome assembly.